Messenger RNA from Effrenium voratum, 325 nucleotides. The record is from the annotation of a GenBank genome assembly. Lineage: Eukaryota; Dinophyceae; Suessiales; Symbiodiniaceae.
AUGGGUGCCGGCAUUGCGAUGCCGCCCCCGGAUGUGGCGCUGGCGGGGCCCACGCGGGCGAUGAUCAAGCUUCCGAAGAUCUCCUUCUCGGCCAUCAACGGGGUGGCGGUGGGCGGCGGGGUGAACUUGGGGCUCCUGUGGCAGGAUAUGGUCUUCGCCAGCGAGGCGCCGGGUAGCCGGAAGGGGGAGGGGACAGGCCGCUCAAGCUUCGAAGACGCCACCUUCCGGUACCCUUUUGGGGAGCUGGGCCUGUCGCCUGAGCUGGGCUCAUCAGUGAUGCUGCCCCUUGAGCUGGGAAUUCGGAGAGGGGGCAGAUUCGGGGUGG